Pteropus alecto (black flying fox) is the source of this 891-nucleotide messenger RNA. It is a transcript of the gene ZMAT4, whose product is annotated as zinc finger matrin-type 4. Gene Ontology annotation, molecular function: nucleic acid binding; zinc ion binding. The record is from RefSeq and is a predicted model, not a curated record. The transcript has 7 exons. The coding region runs from base 112 to 891 and encodes 259 amino acids. Lineage: Eukaryota; Metazoa; Chordata; Mammalia; Chiroptera; Pteropodidae.
GAGACAGGAACGCGUAAUCCUCAGCGUGCUCCAUCCCGACAGCAUCCUUCCACGGCUCCGCAGGGCAGCAAGCCUCUGGGCAUCAGCCUCUCUGCUCCGCGGAAAAGCCUGAUGAAGUCCUCCGAUAUCGAUCAGGAUUUAUUUACAGACAGUUACUGCAAAGUGUGCAGUGCACAACUGAUAUCCGAAUCCCAGCGCGUGGCCCAUUACGAGAGUCGAAAGCAUGCAAGCAAAGUCCGACUGUAUUACAUGCUUCAUCCCAGGGACGGUGGGUGUCCUGCCAAGAGGCUCCGGUCAGAAAAUGGAAGUGAUGCCGAUAUGGUGGACAAGAACAAAUGCUGCACACUCUGUAAUAUGUCUUUUACCUCAGCGGUGGUGGCUGACUCACAUUAUCAAGGCAAAAUCCAUGCCAAAAGGUUAAAACUGUUGCUAGGAGAGAAAACUCCACUAAAGGCCACAGCCACCCCCCUGAGCUCACUUAAGCCUCCAAGGGUGGACGCUGCUCCAGUGGUCGCAUCCCCCUAUCAAAGAAGAGAUUCAGAUAGAUACUGUGGGCUCUGUGCAGCCUGGUUUAAUAAUCCUCUGAUGGCCCAGCAACAUUAUGAUGGCAAGAAACACAAAAAGAAUGCAGCAAGAGUUGCUUUAUUAGAACAACUUGGGACAACUCUGGAUAUGGGGGAACUAAGAGGUCUGAGGCGCAAUUAUAGAUGUACCAUCUGCAGUGUCUCUCUAAACUCAAUAGAACAGUAUCAUGCCCACCUGAAAGGAUCUAAACAUCAGACCAAUUACCACACACAAGCAUGGAAGGGAAGACUACUAGUAGAGAGUACUAUGAUGAAUUUUGAAAAAGAGAGCAUCACUUCUCUGGUGGGAUUUAAUAAAUAUACAUGA